This is a messenger RNA of Durusdinium trenchii, 1690 nucleotides long. The record is from the annotation of a GenBank genome assembly. Lineage: Eukaryota; Dinophyceae; Suessiales; Symbiodiniaceae.
AUGGCGGAUGGUCUGAAAACGCCCCUCCGAGCGCUGGAGCGGCCGCUCUGGUGCCUGGCGCUCAGCGUGGUCAGCACCGCCUCUGCCCUGCGGGCACUGGCAGAGCUCGAGCCAGGGACCUUCCACCUGCUGCAGCCGCCCCAGGAGGAUGGCACUGGCUGCGGCCUGGGGAAGCCCUAUGAGUUCUUGGUGAAGACACCUGAGAAUCAGAUCAACAGCAAAGAGUUGGUGCUGGAAUUCUUCGGCGGAGGUGGAUGUUGGAGCUAUGAAACCUGCAACGCGACCACCGAAGGCUGGCUAGGAGGCGAGAGGACGAAGUAUUGGCUCUCGGAGACGGGGCUGGAGUUCAUCCGAAGUAUGAUGGGAAGCAGCGUCAAGAACUGCCGCUUCCCCGGCUUCAACGUGGGUGGCCUAUGGGAUUUCUGCAACGAGGAGCAUCCGCACAGGAACUGGACGUGGGUGACCUUGGCCUACUGCACCGGGGAUCAGCAUAUGGGCAACCACGUGGCCCGCUACGAGGAUUCCAAUGGGAGCUACAUGGAGGUUCAGCACCUAGGAGCUCGCAACGCUGACUCCGUGCUGCGAUGGGUCCAGCGGAGCUUCCCCGAGCUCGAGCGCAUCCACGUCGUCGGCGAGUCGGCGGGCGGCUGGGCCACCUUCGCGUGGACGCAGGAGGGGCCAGGGCUGCGCGCGCAACUGAACCGCGUGCAAUUGCUUUUCCCCGCUGCAGAUGUCACAAGCUCGCGUUGUAAGGAUUCCGCCCUUCACUUGCUUUGCCCCAGUGAUGUGUGCACCGCUGUGCUGCCGAGUGUGGACGACACCUGGAAUGCGACCAAUGACUUCAUCACACCCAGCUGGUCUGUCCUUUGGACAGCGGAGGCUAUACGCAGAUCCAACUGGAGCUUGGUUGACUUGAUGGUGGAGGCCUUGAACCACUUUGCGGGCCGAAUGACCUUCGGCAUCUUCACCAGGUCUGCGGAUGCGGAUCAGCUGCUUUACUGGAGCCUCUUUGGUGGAGAGCUCGGCACCUGGACCACGAGGAUGGUUGCCUUGGUGAACGACAUGGAGCGGCGUUUGCCUCCCACGCUGCUGCGGAGCUAUCUGGUGAAUGGCUCAGAGCACGGCAUCCACCGAAGGAACGAGCUCUUCACCAUGGAAUACCAAGGAGUGAAGUUCAAAGAUUGGCUGGGAAAUCUGAGCAAUUGCUGGGUCCCUGUGAGCAGCAUGCGUGUUUGGGAUCCCUUGGUGGGUUCCGAAGGAAACUACACCGGGGACCCAAACGCCUACACCUGUACCACUUCGACCACGACCUUGACCUCGAGCAUGUCUGCAGCGACAGGUCUCGCGGGUGGUAAUCUGGCCACCUUUUUGAUUCUUGGGAUAGGCGUGAAGCUUCAAAACCUGUAGUCCAGCGACUACAGCGAAAUGUCACAGUGAUGUCACAGUGGUAUCGAUGCCAAUUUUCCGCCCGAACCCCGCGCACCGCCGAGCCGCCCGCGCUGAACGACCGUGCCUUUUUCACCCUGGACCGUCGGAUUGACUGGCCCAUGGGUCCUGCGCGGUGCUGGGCGUGUUUCUUUUUUCGGGCGCGGUCGGGCGUUAUGGGUCGCGAGGUCCGUGGAUUUGCCAAGCAAAUCUCUGGAAGUCCAGGAAAGUGUUCUUGAAAAGGAGGGUGGGGCCACAUCGUUCC